AUGCUACCGACAUACAGUAUGCGAGCUAUAGUCGUGGCGUUGCUGCUCUGUGCAUCUACAGCCUUGUCUAACAGCAACUCAACCUACCUCAACCCUAUCCUGCCGGGCUUUCACCCGGACCCAAGCUGCAUAUUCGUUCCCGAGGUCAAUCAUACAUUCUUCUGUGCGACCUCUUCAUUCUCGCUGUUCCCUGGCAUCCCAAUAUAUGCGUCCAAGGAUCUGGCUCACUGGAGACUAGCGUCCCAUGCGAUAUCCCGACCUGAGCAGCUGCCUGACUUGGCCCUGACCAAUGGCUCAACAUCAGGAGUCUGGGCACCUACGAUAAGGUAUCGAGAUGGCACUUUCUACAUCACUUCGACGCUGGUAUUUGACGACUUCCGCGACAACAAUGCUUCUCGCUUCGACAAUUUCAUCGUGCACUCAAAAGAUCCUUUCAGCUCCUCCUCUUGGAGUGACCCAGUACACUUUCCUUUCGUGGGCAUCGACACCAGCCUCUUCUGGGACGAAGACGGGGCCACAUACUUCCAAGGUGCAAGCCCUACAUGGAUCAAGAAAGGAAUCUAUCACUCCAAGAUCGACAUUCAUACUGGUGCUCUGAGUGGUCCUUUGGUAAAUCUCUGGAACGGUACUGGAGGCAACUCCCCUGAAGGGCCUCACAUCUACCGCAAAGACGGAUGGUACUACCUAUCCAUUGCUGAAGGAGGAACUGGAUUACCGCACGAAGAGAACGUUGCUAGAUCAAGAUCACUCGACGGACCUUACGGGUCAUAUGUCGGCAAUCCCAUCUUGACGAACGCCAAUACAUCGGCGUACUUCCAGACCGUUGGCCACGCCGAUAUUUUCCAAGACGCCAAGGGCCAGUGGUGGGCAGUGGCUCUUGCAACUCGAAGUGGACCUGAGUAUACUGUCUAUCCUAUGGGCCGUGAGACGAUCUUAACACCCGCCGUUUGGCCUGAAGGUGGCUGGCCUCGGUUGAGUAGGGUGAAGGGUGAGAUGACUGCCCAUCAACUGCCUCCAACAGAGAUCAUUGAGCGAGGUGAAGGCCAGCUGAUUGGAGAGCGGGACAUUGUGGACUUUACCCCUGGGACCAGCCUCCCAACUCAUUUUCUCCACUGGCGAGCUCCUGUGCCAGAGAACUAUGAAGUGUCACCACCUGGACAUGAUCAUCAGCUCGAGCUUAGGAGUUCAAUGCUCAACCUCACAGGCUACGAUGGCAAUACAACCAACCACCACGGAGGCUUGACUUUCGUCGCUCGCCGUCAGGAGGACACGCUCUUCACGUACUCGGUGGACCUAGAGUUCAGUCCUGAUGCCGAAGAGCAAGAAGCCGGAGUCUCUAUCUUUUUGACGCAGGAUCAUCACUAUGAUCUUGGACUGGUUCUACUUCCAUCCGCCAAUGACAGUGAAGCGUUGACAAUGCAUCUUCGAGCCGGGGGCAUGUCGUUGAGAUCGACCCCAGAAACGCUGAUCGCGAUGAACAGCACAUGGCUUGGCCAGGCCAUCACCCUCGAGAUCAAAGCAUUCAACUUCACGCAUUAUAGUCUCUCAGCCGGACCAACCCAACAUGCUCAUCUGAUGCAGACAAUUGCGAACAUUGGUAGGAGCUUAUUGUACCACUAA
This is a messenger RNA of Zasmidium cellare ATCC 36951, 1620 nucleotides long. RefSeq names its product glycoside hydrolase family 43 protein. Gene Ontology annotation, molecular function: hydrolase activity, hydrolyzing O-glycosyl compounds. The record is from RefSeq and is a predicted model, not a curated record. Gene Ontology annotation, biological process: carbohydrate metabolic process. NCBI's taxonomy places the organism in Eukaryota, Fungi, Ascomycota, Dothideomycetes, Mycosphaerellales, Mycosphaerellaceae. The coding region runs from base 1 to 1620 and encodes 539 amino acids. The transcript has 3 exons.